Molecule: messenger RNA, 1647 nt
Organism: Penicilliopsis zonata CBS 506.65
Lineage: Eukaryota; Fungi; Ascomycota; Eurotiomycetes; Eurotiales; Aspergillaceae
Exons: 3
Coding region: 55-1449 (464 amino acids)
Biological process (GO): protein lipoylation
Cellular component (GO): cytoplasm; mitochondrion
Molecular function (GO): lipoyltransferase activity
Source: RefSeq, a predicted model, not a curated record
GAGGAGGAAAGCAGAGCCCGCGGGAGCCGUGAUUCAGGGCUCCAGAGACUGUCAAUGCGUCAUCUGGGAUGGAGAGCAAGCCGUGCAUCUUUGAUCCCGGUCGCCAGGCCCGUGAACGCGCGCCACAACUCGGCCUUCGCCCCCAGCCGGUUUGCAGAGCUCGCCCGGCGUGAGACCUCGCAGCGCCAGAUCUACCAGUCGCGGUCGACGGACCCCUAUGUGAACCUGUCGAUCGAGCAUUUCCUGCUACAGAAUGCACCGGCAGAGUCGAGUGUGCUGUUUCUAUACGUCAACCGGCCGUGUGUGGUCAUCGGCCGCAACCAGAACCCGUGGCUGGAGACGAAUCUCGGCCGGUUAUACAACGACCGCAUUGCUAUGAGUAAUAACGCCUACAAUAAUACCAAUAAUGAACCUGUCCUGGUCCGCCGGCGGUCUGGCGGAGGCGCAGUCUUUCACGACGAGGGUAACCUGAACUACAGCGUGAUCUCGCCGCGUACCAGCUUCACCCGCAACAAGCACGCGGAGAUGGUGGUGCGAGCCCUGCAUGGUGUAGGAGCCACCGAGACCCGCGUCAAUGACCGACACGACAUUGUGAUGGAUGUGAUAGAGGACUCUCCUCCCCCUCCUCCUUCUUCUUCUUCUUCUUCUUCGUCGUCGUCGUCGCGCAAGAUCUCCGGCUCCGCCUUCAAGCUUACCCGCGCCCGCGCCCUUCAUCACGGAACCUGUUUACUCGACUCGCCGCACAUCCGGGACCUGGGAGCCUUCCUGCGUUCGCCUGCUCGCCCUUACAUUAAAGCCAAGGGCGUGGAGAGCGUGCGCUCGCCCGUGGCGAACGUGUCGGCGGCCUUCCUCGACGCCCCUGGGCUUUUCUCCAUGAAUGGCGUUGUGGAGGGGAUCAUCGCCCAGUUCGCCGCGCUGUACGGCGUUGGAAAUGAUGCGAUACUUCGGGCCUCGCGUGCCUCCCACCUUGAAGGUCAUGAGUCGGAGCUCUUCGCAGGUAGGGACUGGGUGGUCGGAACAGUAGGAGAGACGCAAGCCUCUGAGCCCGAGAUUCAGGCUGGAAUCAACGAACUUACAUCUCUUGAGUGGAAAUACACCCAAACCCCGCAAUUCACCUUUUCCACUUUUCCCACCGCCGACGAUCCACGCGAAAGAUCUGCUCUACCUUCAUAUCUCCCAGAAUCAACACGCGUCUUCCUCCGCCUCAAACACGGCGCCAUCAUCGAAAGCGAGAUCUCUCUAUCCGCUGAUCCGGCUGUCGCUUCGAGACAGGCCGACGCCGUCCACGACGCCCUGAAUGGACAGAGCCUGCACAAGCUGUCGUCUGUGACCGAGUGGGUGCAUGUUCUUGAUCGGUUGGCUCUUUCUCCUCGUCAAUCAGGCGAUCUGGACGACGAUCUCAUACGCCGAUUGGCAGGCUUUCUUGCAGAGCAAUUCGGAUGUUCUUAGCAUAUUAUUCUGUAAAUCACUCAUGUACACUACCAGACUACAAAAUUUUAGAAUACUUCACUACUCAUACUAUCAUAUGGCUCAAUCUAGGCAUGUAUGAAUGGUUUCCAGGUGAUGUCUUGUGGUAUAUUCCAAAAAAAAGAAAAAGAGACAAACAAAAAUGGGUAUGUAGCUGUUGCCUGUCAAGUACCUAGUAGA